Molecule: messenger RNA, 4595 nt
Organism: Bombina bombina (fire-bellied toad)
Lineage: Eukaryota; Metazoa; Chordata; Amphibia; Anura; Bombinatoridae
Product: zinc finger protein 27-like
Exons: 4
Coding region: 100-3555 (1151 amino acids)
Biological process (GO): regulation of transcription by RNA polymerase II
Molecular function (GO): DNA-binding transcription factor activity; RNA polymerase II cis-regulatory region sequence-specific DNA binding
Source: RefSeq, a predicted model, not a curated record
AGACAUGACCAGAGCACUGAGAGAUAUCAGGUAUUGAUGUAACUGGAGUGAAUAAGUGAACCUUCUUCCUGAGCACAGACAUUGGAGCCUGUUAUCAGCAUGAACUCAUAUGUGUUAGACAAACACUUGAAUAGUUCAUAUCCCUCCUUCACUACAGAAAGCAUCAGAAUGAUACCACAAACUCCAAUAGUCUUGGACACCAAUGACUAUUCACAAACAUUGGGCAUAUCACAGCAGAUAUUUAGAGAAGAUGGUGAAUUGGCAGGAACUGGGCAGCAAUCAUUAUGUACAGAUAGUAAUUUAGUCAUCAAACAAGAGGACAACAUUUAUGCCUUAUCUAGUGAAAUUAUUAUCCCAGAGGAUAAACCACACACAUUUACUGAGUUUUCAAAACAUAUUAAAGAAGGGAAAAGUCUACAGUCUAACCAAAUGAUUCAUACAAAGGAGAAACCUUUCAAAUCUACAGAAUGUGAGAAAAGCUUUAGAUGGAAGUCUCAUCUACUAGAACACCAGAAAAUUCACACAGGUGAGAAACCACACACGUGUACUGAGUGCGGCAAAUGUUUUACACGAAUAGAUAAUCUGAAAACUCAUGAAAGGAUUCACACAGGAGAAAAACCUUUCACAUGUACAGAGUGUGGAAAAAGUUUUACACGAAAGAGUGAUCUGAAAAAGCAUGAAAGGAUUCACACAGGGGAAAAGCCGUUCACAUGUACAGAGUGUGGAAAAUGUUUUACAGAAAAGAGUAAACUGAAAACUCAUGAAAGGAUUCACACAGGAGAAAAGCCUUUCACAUGUACAGAGUGUGGGAAAAGUUUUACAGAAAAAAGUCAUCUGAAAACUCAUGAAAGGAUUCACACAGGAGAAAAGCCUUUCACAUGUACAGUGUGUGGAAAACGUUUUAUACAAAAGAGUGAACUGAAAAGUCAUGAAAGGAGUCACACAGGAGAAAAGCCUUUCACAUGUACAGAGUGUGGAAAAUGUUUUACACGAAAGAGUGAUCUGAAAAAGCAUGAAAUGAGUCACACAGGAGAAAAGCCUUUCACAUGUACAGAGUGUGGAAAAUGUUUUACAGAAAAGAGUAAACUGAAAACUCAUGAAAGGAUUCACACAGGAGAAAAGCCUUUCACAUGUACAGAGUGUGGGAAAAGUUUUACAGAAAAAAGUCAUCUGAAAAUUCAUGAAAGGAUUCACACAGGAGAAAAGCCUUUCUCAUGUACAGAGUGUGGAAAAUGUUUUACAGAAAAACGUCAUCUGAAAACUCAUGAAAGGAGUCACACAGGAGAAAAGCCUUUCGCAUGUACAGAGUGUGGAAAAAGUUUUACACAAAUAAUUAGUCUGAAAACUCAUGAAAGGAGUCACACAGGAGAAAAGCCUUUUACAUGUACAGAGUGUGGAAAACAUUUUACAUUAAAAAGUAAUCUGAAAACUCAUGAAAGGAGUCACACAGGAGAAAAGCCUUUCAUGUGUACAGAGUGUGGAAAAUGUUUUGUCAAAUCAUGCAUAAAAGAAGAAUGUGCUGACUUAAAGAGAGACAUUUAUGAGCUUGGAUAUAGGGUUGAAGCCCUGGAGAAUAAACGAGAAGAAAUAGCUAAAGACAUGACAGAUAUGUCACAAAAAAUACUUCUACAGCAAGAACAGAUCACAGAUCUAGAACAAAAGUUAGACAACAUAAGGAACAGAACUCAAACCAACAACCUUCAAAUCAGAGGGAUACCUGAGAAGGUGCCAGGUGACGCAAUUCAUGACUACCUCCAAGACAUAUUUCAAUCCCUGGCAAUAGCGAACUCUGUUGUUAUUCAAGAAAUCCCUCUGGAAAGAGCUCACUGCACACUUCGCCCUAACACUACAGAAAACUAUCCUCCAAGAGAUACUGUGGUGUGCUUUCAGAGCUUAAGGGAUAGAGAAAAGAUACUGAACUUUUCUAGACAACGGCACAACUUUACAUACUUAAGUGCAAAGAUCCAAUUCUUCCAAUACCUCUCCAUCAAAACAUUGCAGAGAAGAAGAGACUUUAACAUCCUAACUAUGCAUCUAAGAUCCUUGAAGGUUCCCUAUAGAUGGGGCUUCCCUGUAUCCAUCCAAACUAUCAAAAGUGGAAAAUUAAUCAAAUGUACAGACCCAUCCGACACAGCUUCCUUCUGCCCUGCAUCUCAAGCUUCGAUAUCGGUUGUUGCAGUUCGACCCAAACCUCAAAGAAGCACCUGGUCAGAACACUUGAAUAGUUCAUAUCUCUCCUUCACUACAGAAAGCAUCAGAAUGAUACCACAAACUCCAAUAGUCUUGGACACCAAUGACUAUUCACAAACAUUGGGGAUAUCACAGCAGAUAUUUAGAGAGGAUGGUGAAUUGGCAGGAACUGGUCAGCAAUCAUUAUGUACAGAGAGUAAUUUAGUCAUCAAACAAGAGGAAAACAUUUAUGCCUUAUCUAGUGAAAUUAUUAUCCCAGAGGAUAAACCACACACACUUACUGAGUUUUCAAAACAUAUUAAAGAAGGGAAAAGUUUACAGUCUAACCAAAUGAUUCAUACAAAAGAGAAACCUUUCAAAUCUACAGAAUGUGAGAAAAGCUUUAGAUGGAAGUCUCAUCUACUAGAACACCAGAAAAUUCACACAGGUGAGAAACCACACACAUGUACUGAGUGCGGCAAAUGUUUUACACGAAUGGAUCAUCUGAAAACUCAUAAAAAGAUUCACACAGGAGAAAAGCCUUUCACCUGUACAGAGUGUGGAAAAAGUUUUACACAAAAGAGUGAUCUGAAAAAGCAUGAAAUGAGUCACACAGGAGAAAAGCCUUUCACAUGUACAGAGUGUGGAAAAUGUUUUACACGAAAGAGUGUUCUGAAAAAGCAUGAAAUGAGUCACACAGGAGAAAAGCCUUUCACAUGUACAGAGUGUGGAAAAUAUUUUACAGAAAAGAGUAAACUGAAAACUCAUGAAAGGAUUCACACAGGAGAAAAGCUUUUCACGUGUACAGAGUGUGGGAAAUGUUUUACAUUUAAAAGUAUUCUGAAAACUCAUGAAAGGUUUCACACAGGAGAAAAGCCUUUCACAUGUACAGAGUGUGGAAAAAGUUUUACAGAAAAAAGUCAUCUGAAAACUCAUGAAAGGAUUCACACAGGAGAAAAGCUUUUCACAUGUACAGAGUGUGGGAAAAGUUUUACAUUAAAAAGUAAUCUGAAAACUCAUGAAAUGAUUCACACAGGGGAAAAGCCUUUCACAUGUACAGAGUGUGGGAAAUGUUUUACAGAAAAGAGUAAACUGAAAACUCAUGAAAGGAUUCACACAGGAGAAAAGCCUUUCACAUGUACAGAGUGUGGAAAAAGUUUUACACGAAUGGAUCAUCUGAAAACUCACGAACGGAUUCACACAGGAGAAAAGCCUUUUGCAUGUACAGAGUGUGGAAAACGUUUUACACAAAUAAUUAGUCUGAAAACUCAUGAAAGGAGUCACACAGGAGAAAAGCCUUUCACAUGUACAGAGUGUGGAAAACGUUUUACAGAAAAGAGUAAUCUGAAAACUCAUGAAAGGAUUCACAAGGGAAGAAAACUUUAACAUGUUUGGAAAGUAGAAAAAAAUGUUUUUACUGAAAUCAGGUAUCACAAAACACUAAAUAUUUAUAUACAAAUAAACUUUAUAUACACAGUGUGCAAACCUUUUUACAAUUAUCCUAAAGAGGUCAAACUCUCUAAAUAGAAGCAUCAAAAUGGAUCCUAUUGUAAAUAACACUUUCUAAUCCCAGUUAUAAAAGCCCCAGAUUGGAAGUGCUCUCCUGCUGUCCUUUGUUCCUCUAUAUAUGUGCACCUCAGUUUCUCUCAUAUUAAUGUGAUAGAAUACAAACACCACACAGGAAUAUACAAAUCUGGCCUCAUACUGACCCGUUUACACAACCAUUUACCACCAAAGCACCCCCAUUGUUGUUUAUUAAUACGCCAGUGUUAGGAGUUGUACAUUUGAUUUACAUAGGGGAGGAAAUAAUUACAGUUACAGAUUAAAGGAGUUUUUGUAUGAAUAGAGAAUUAUAUAAACAAGAACAUCAGUCUCAAAUGAUUGACAUCUGGGAGAUAUAUUUAAUGUGCACAUCAGAUGGAUGAACCUUUUCUUAUAGCAAUAGAUGCUUAGCAUUGUACAUGUUAUAUACCAGAGGAAUUACUGAGGAGAUACUGAUUUUAUUUAAUGAGACACAAUAUCAGUAACCGGUACAUACGUGAUCAUAAUCAGUUUAAUUUAAAUGGCUACUAUAACCUACAUAUAUACUGGGUAUGUAAUAUGUGUGUCAUGUGAUCAUAAUCGGUUUAAUUUAAAUGGCUACUAUAACCUACAUGUAUACUGGGUAUGUAAUAUGUACGUCAUGUUCUGUAACUUGAUAUUAUGUCUGUUAGAUGUUUUCAUGUUAGUUAGAAGCCACAAGAACUGAUAAUAGCACAUACUGUAUAUAUAAAGGGAACAUUAUAUGUCUGAUAAAUCCCUUUGUAUCAAGAGCACAAGUGUUAGGUAUAUUUAUACCAUUGUGUGCAUAUAUCAUGUAAUGCUGCUGUUUACUAUAUAAUGAUAUACAAUGUUUUUUCAUGCAAAUAAAAAGUGAUUGUAAUCCA